Medioppia subpectinata is the source of this 438-nucleotide messenger RNA. The record is from the annotation of a GenBank genome assembly. Lineage: Eukaryota; Metazoa; Arthropoda; Arachnida; Sarcoptiformes; Oppiidae.
AUCCUUAAACUCAGUUCAUCCCUAACUUUGGACGGAACUAACGUUAAGGCCGUAACUCUGCCCACCGCUGAACUCGCGAAUGGCGCCGAAGUGUUGGUUGCGGGCUGGGGUACCACUCGCGCCGGUUCCAGCACUUUGCCCGCAGCGUUGCAACGCGUCAACGUCAACAUUGUUGCCCGAAGCACCUGCAACACCAACUACGGCGCCGGAUCCAUCACCGAACGCAUGAUUUGCGCAGCCGUGAACGGGGGCGGCAAAGAUGCCUGUCAGGGCGAUUCUGGUGGACCCCUCACAGUGAACGGUGUGUUGUAUGGCGUGGUUUCGUGGGGAAGAAGUUGUGCUUUGGCCACACAUCCCGGUGUUUACACAAACGUGGUUUCAUUGUUGGACUGGAUUAGUGCGAACAGAACUUAAAAACUUGGAAUUUCAAACUUAUGC